This is a messenger RNA of Antrostomus carolinensis (chuck-will's-widow), 1747 nucleotides long. RefSeq names its product ribonuclease/angiogenin inhibitor 1 (gene RNH1). Gene Ontology annotation, cellular component: cytoplasm. Bases 17 to 1387 code for a protein of 456 amino acids. The record is from RefSeq and is a predicted model, not a curated record. The transcript is spliced from 9 exons. Gene Ontology annotation, molecular function: protein binding. Lineage: Eukaryota; Metazoa; Chordata; Aves; Caprimulgiformes; Caprimulgidae.
UAUCUCAACUGUCAAAAUGGAGCUUGACAUCCAGUGUGAGGAGAUAAGCCCAUCCAGAUGGGCUGAACUUCUGUCCACAAUGAAAUCCUGCAAAACCAUCAGGCUGGAUGACUGCAAUCUCUCCAGCAGUAACUGUGAAGAGCUCUCCUCCGUCAUCAAUAAAAAUCCAUCCCUCACAGAGCUGAAGCUGAACAACAAUGAACUGGGAGAUGCAGGCGUUGAACACCUGUGUAAAGGGUUGCUGAUGCCAAGCUGUAGCCUGCAGAAAUUAUGGCUGCAGAACUGCAAUCUGACGAGCGCCAGCUGCGAGACUCUCCGCUCUGUCCUCAGCACACAGCCGUCCCUGACAGAGCUGCACGUGGGUGAUAACAAACUGGGAACUGCUGGAGUGAAGGUGCUGUGUCAAGGCAUGAUGAACCCCAACUGUAAGCUGCAGAAGCUACAGCUGGAGUAUUGCGAACUGACUGCUGAUGUUGUGGAACCUCUCAAUGCUGCUCUGCAAAGCAAGCCCACCCUGAAGGAGCUGAGCCUGAGUAACAACACGCUGGGAGAUACGGCUGUGAAGCAGCUCUGCUGGGGACUGGUGGGAGCAAGCUGCAACCUUGAGUUACUACACCUGGAGAACUGUGGCAUAACCAGCGAUAGCUGCCGGGAGAUCAGCGCUGUCCUCAGUAACAAGCCCUCACUGAUCGAUCUCUCCGUGGGGGAUAACAAGAUCGGGGACUCCGGUCUGGCUCUGCUCUGCCAAGGACUCAUGCACCCCAACUGCCAAAUCCAGAAGCUGUGGCUAUGGGACUGUGAUCUCACAAGUGCUAGCUGUAAAGAUCUCUCCAGACUCAUCAGUAUGAAAGAGACCCUCACAGAGAUCAGUCUGAUAGACAAUAACCUCAGAGACUCGGGGAUGGAAAUGCUGUGUCAGGCACUCAAGGAUCCCAAAUCUAAACUCCAGGAACUAUGGAUUAGGGAGUGUGGGCUCACAACUGCGUGCUGCAAGGCCGUCAGCUCUGCUCUCAGCGUGAACAAGCACUUGAAAGUGCUGCACAUGGGCGAGAACAAGUUGGGAGAUGCAGGUGUUGAACUGAUGCGUGAGGGGCUGCUGCACCCCAACUGCAACAUCCAGUCCCUAUGGCUGGGUAACUGCGAUCUCACGGCAGCCUGCUGUGCCACCCUUGCCACCAUCAUGGCCACCAAGCAGUGCCUUACUGAGCUGGACCUCAGCUACAACUCUCUGGAAGAUGAAGGCAUCAGGAAGAUCUGUGAAGCCUUGAGGAAUCCCAGCUGCAACGUGCAGCAGUUAAUUUUGUAUGACAUUUUCUGGAGUUCCGAAGUAGAUGAUGAACUGAGAGCCCUGGAAGAGUCCAGACCUGAAGUGAAGAUCAUUUCAUGAGUGGUGACUGCUUGCAGAGCAACAUCAAAGCAACAUCUUCUUCUUAAUCAGAACUUUUAAAUAUGUAAAGCUAAUUAACUGAAUAGAGAAUUUCCUUGUACCAAAACCGUUUGUGGAUUCCCUGAGUGGGUGUCCAGGGAGUUGAUCCACCUUCUCUGCAUCUCUGGAUGUACUGGCUCUGACGCUCAUGAAAGCGUUGCAGAUUUUCACUACAGCAUUACUAUCCUUGAAAUAAACACUUACUGGGCAUCUUCUAGAAGUGGGUCUCUACCCUUUAGGAGCUCUUUAAUCCUAUAAUCCCUUCUAAUGCAUUAGUCAGGCUUUAACGAAAGCUCCUUUCCAAAGGCAGGAGGAGAACUA